AAAUUUUCUGAAUACGGGCGGAAAAUUGCAACGCCUACCGUUAUUUGCCGGGAGAAGGGCGGGAUACAGCUUUUAAUGACAGUAAAUGCCAUCCUUUCCUGAGUAAUGCAGGUUGCAAAAAAAAAAGAAAAAUAAGAUAAAAGCCAUCUUGGCAAGGUCAAAAUGUGAACCAUACUAAGCCGGCCGCCAUUUUGCGAAGGUUAUAGCGUAAAUUAUUGACGCGAAACGUUAGAAAUUUUCUAGAUACCGGCGGAAAAUUGCAACGGCUAGCGUUAUUUGCGGGGAGAAGCGUGGUAUUCUGCUUUUAAUGAUAAUAAAUGCCGUCCCUUCCUGAGUAAAGCAGAUUGCAAAAAAAAAAAAAAAAGCCAUCUUGGGAAGGUCAAAAGGUUGCAGCUCUUAACACCGACUUCCUGGCUGUGUGACCUCGGGCAGGUGUCUUGACGUCUCUGUGCCGCGCUUUUCACAUGGGAAUAUAAUUUUUUUAUCGACGCCAUGGUUUUUAACGGCCGUGAAACGAGGACCGGGGUGACAAUAGCCGGGACAUGCUCUGUGGCCUCCGCGGGGAGACCCCUGGAGAACCCGACGAUGGGCCUUACUCCAGGGGAGGCUGGGAGGCUGGAGGCCCCGAGGUGGCCCUGGCCUGCCGCAGACAGAGCAUUCCAGGUGAGGACCGUCCUUACCUCUCCUGUCCUCCCCCCAAUCGGGGUGUCUCCUGUCCCCCCAUGCUCCCUUGCGUGACCCUCAGACCGAACCUCCCCGCUUCCCGGGCCCCAGUCUCCCUUGCUCACUUGAGCCUCAACCCUGGGCGCUCGGGCUUUCCUAGCCCCGAGCCUGGGCAGGCUCCCUUUCUCUCUCUCUUAACUGGGGAGGACCAAGCGGGUCAUUGGGGGGGGGGGAAGGUCGUCCGUAGCCUCAGUUUACCCUCCCUGCAGAACGGGCCUCCUCCCGUCCCCCGCGCGCCCCGGGGCGCGGCCCGAGGGACUCACGGGCGUCCUCCCUUUUCGUCCCCAGCCCCCGAGAACAACCCCGGGGUCGUCUCGAAGGUGGUGGACGUCUGCCUCAGGAAGGAAGGGGACAGCUUCGGCUUCGUGGUCCGAGGGGGAGCCCACGAGGACGAGCACAAGUCGCGCCCACUCGUCGUGACCCACGUGCGGCCGGGCGGCCCCGCCGACAGCGGCCCCGGCCCCUCGCCCCGCUGCCCGCCUUUGCCUCCCCCCUGCCUGCCUCAGUUUCCCCACCUGUCCAACGGGUUUUCUCUCAUUCUUCCAGCGGCGGUGGAGGCCGGGGCGGAGGCCCGGGGCGGCCUCGUCACCAUGGAGACGUCGCCGGCCUCGCGCGGCCCGACGCUCGCCGCGCACAGGAGCGGAGUCCCGCACCCUGGCGACCGCAUCGUGUCCACCGCGGCGGAGAGGUUGAGGCUCGAGGUCCUCCCCGAGCCCCGGACUCGCCGGCCUCCCUUCGAGGCAGCCUGGUCCUCGACGCCCUUCUCCUCGCCCACCGUGAGCCUCGACUGUCCCCGGGCCUCCACCGGGCGGAGGAGGCCGCGGAGGACGGAACACAGGAGCUCGGUGUCCUUGACCCCGAGGUCGCUGGGGCAGUUGGUGCGCCCCGAAACCACAGAGGUCGUGCUGGGUGGAGGCCCGCCCGGAGGCUUCGGCCUCCACCUCCAGGGCGGCGUCUUCGCCACCGAGGCCCUCUGCUCGCCGCCCCUGGUCUCCUUCCUCGAGCCCGACAGCCCCGCAGAGAGGUGCGGCUUGAUCCAGCCGGGCGACCGCGUCCUGUCAAUCAACGGCCUCCCCACAGAGGCCGGGACCCUGGAGGAGGCCAGGCAGCUCCUGCGUGAGGCCGCCCUGGCCGGGAAGGUCGCGCUGGAAAUCGGGUUCGACGUGGCCGACUCCGUGACCCCGAGCAGCGGGACCUUCCACGUGAAGCUGCCCAAGCGGCCCGGGGUGGAGCUGGGCAUCACCAUCAGCUGUGAGUCCGCCGGCCUCGACCUCUUCCCCCCGCCGGCCUCCCGGGAGGACGGAGGGAGGGACUCACGGGGUGGAGGACUCCCCCUAAGGACCCCGGCCUCCGUAAGCCUCUCAUCCGGCCGGCUCAACGCCUACGACCUGGACUCCACGGGGGCCGUCACCUACACGGUCGAGCUGAAGCGAUUCGGGGGCCCCCUUGGCAUCACCAUCUCGGGGACCGAGGACCCUUUCGACCCCAUUGUUAUCUCCGGCCUCACCAAGCGAGGCCUGGCCGAGAGGACGGGCGCCAUGCACGCCGGGGACCGCAUCCUGGCCAUCAACGGCACCAGCCUCAAGGGCCGGCCUCUGAGCGAGGCCAUAAGGCUCCUCCAGGGGUCAGAGGUCACCGUCUCCCUCAAGAUCAAGAAACACCCGGCCCGCGGCCCCGCGCGGCAGGAGCGUUUCCGGGGCGCGCGUGGAGAAGCCCUCGCCGACCUGGACCCGCGCGGGCGGGCGGAGCUGCUCGGGGAGCUGCAGGUGACCCUGCGCAGGGACCCCGUGCGGAGGGACUUUGGCUUCCGCGUCUCGGACGGGCUCCUGCGGGCCGGGGUCCACGUCCACACCCUGCGGCCCUCGGACAGCGUCCUCCAGGUCGGCGGCGUCCGCGCCCGGGACUCCGACUGCCGUCUGGCCGCCUCGCUGCAGGAGGAGGCCGGGGAGGCCGCGGGCCUCGUCCUCAGCCGCGACCCACCGGCCCCGGGCAGCCACCCCCGCCCAGCGCCAGGCCCCGGCCGGACCCGGAUGCUGUGA
This is a messenger RNA of Microcebus murinus (gray mouse lemur), 2762 nucleotides long. NCBI's taxonomy places the organism in Eukaryota, Metazoa, Chordata, Mammalia, Primates, Cheirogaleidae. The record is from RefSeq and is a predicted model, not a curated record.